Molecule: messenger RNA, 1074 nt
Organism: Amphiprion ocellaris (clown anemonefish)
Lineage: Eukaryota; Metazoa; Chordata; Actinopteri; Pomacentridae
Exons: 4
Coding region: 83-964 (293 amino acids)
Source: RefSeq, a predicted model, not a curated record
AUCAGAGCAGCUCCUACAAUCAGCCGUCACCAGGCUCAUGAGCAAAAGCCGCUGAAGCUGAAAUCACUGUUCUGAGUCAAACAUGGCGCUCGCUUUAAGGGUUUCUUGGAUCUGCCUGCUGUUGUUUAGCAUCGGUACUUGUUUUCCCAUAGACUCACCAAACAACCCGUUUACCUUUUCCCUUAUUGGACCUGAAUCGCCGGGCAUUGCCUCACCAGACCCACGCUCUCCUUCGGUGUCCCUGCAGCAUGAAGCUGCCGGCCAGCAGACGGGCUCCCAGACUGGAAACCAGUCCCCACGUAGCCUGGGAGCUCCUAGUUCAGCUGCAGGGUUCUUGUCUGACUACGAGCCAGGGUUGGCCAUGGCUUACGGCUACAGCUCCGACCCCUCCGGUGCCACAGCAGGUCGUUCCUUCAGGCCCUGGUACCUCAACCGUCUUCCCAAGAAGACUCCAGACUUCCAAGCACAGCAGCAGUCUGGUUCAGACAGCGGUGGAGGUUCAACUGUGGGAGGAUCCACCCCUGGCUAUGACAGCUCAUUCUCCCCUGGAGUUGCAUACUCUGGGAACUCAGGUCCUGGAUCUGCUUCCUUCAGUGGUGGUGCUGCUCCCAGCUCGGGAGGUGGGGCUGGAUUCUCAUCUACUCUAGGCCUUCCUUUGGACGAGCUGCCUGCAGGAGGACCUCUUCCUUGGUCCUUCCUGAGACACCUGAGUCCACUUCGUCUCUUUCCGGACGUCAACGCCUGGGAGACCGACGAGGUUCCACUGGGUAUGAUCGAGCCUCCCGCUGUGGCGCCUUCAUCUUACAUCAUCCAGUCCAGUAACGGCUACCAGCGAGCUAGAGAACUCUUGUCCCACUCUAAAUACUCGCCGGACAUCUUCGACCACUUUCUUUUACCCCCCAUUGUCACCCAAACAACAACUGAGACUCCAGUGAUUGAAACUCCGGGGGAAAAGGGCAAAUGAGGGUGAAUUCGGUGAUUAAACUUCAGCCUGCUUUGAAAAUUUAGCAUGUCUGAAUGUUGAAAAUAUUAAAUCUAUCGAUUAAAGCUCAUUUGUGCUUUAUUAUUGCUAGA